UAAACCAGAUGUUUGCGUAGAACAAUUGAGUUAUGAAAUUUGGUUGGCUGUGUAGAGUGUGUUCAAAUAUCACUUGGUGAUAAGCGAAUACGAGAUGCCUGAUUGCUUGCUUGCAAGUUCAGCUGUCAUUCAAUAUGAAUUCCUGGCUAUUGUGUGUGGUGUUUUUGUUUGCGGGUGCAACAAGUGGUUAUAAAAUACUAUUUUUGUCGCCACUACAUGGACAAAGCCAUUGGUUAUUUUCACAGAAUGUGAUAAAGGCUCUUUUGAAUCGACACCAUGAAGUUACGUGUAUAACACCAUUAACGUGGCCCGAUCCAAAGCCGUUCAACUAUACCGAAGUUCUGGCUUCUUCUUCGAUUGAUUUAAGCCCAAUUCUGCCACAGAAAAAAUCCAUCGAAGCACAAAGUGAAUCAGCUCUAUCCGAUUUUUUGCUGUUCACAAAAGCUGGCAAAAUGAUGGCCGACCAUUUGUUGAGCAAUACAAAUGUUCAGCGAUUUCUACUUCGCAACGAUCUCAGCUUUGAUUUAGUCAUCAAUGAGGAAUUUUUUCUGGAAAGCCUCUCGAUGUUUGGUUUUAAGUUCAAUGCACCACUUAUAACCCUUAGUUCGCAUGGACAUUUUGAUUUCUUCGAUCGGCAAUUCGGUUUACUGACUCCUUGGAGCUAUGUUCCACAUACGAUACUCGACUACUCAGAUGAGAUGUCACUUUUUGAACGAUUGCACAACACUGUGAUUUCACUCACUGACUGGGCGGUUCGUCGAUUCAUUCACAUUCCCAACCAAAUGGAAAUAGCUGAAAAACACUUCGAACACUUGGGAAAGUUACCGUCAAUUGACGACUUGGUGAAGAAUGUGUCGGUGAUUUUAAUCAAUAUGCAUCGAUUUUUUUUACCACCAAGACCAUCGAUGCCGGGCAUCGUUUAUUUUGCUCAUAUUGAACAGCCAUUAAGAUUACCCGCUGAUAUACAGACAUUUUUAGAUGGAGCUAAAGAUGGAGUGAUCUUCUUCAGUUUUGAGACAUUUAGGAGUAGUGAAAUGCCACCAGAGCGAUUGAAAGUGUUCUUAGAUGCAUUAGGGCAGAUUAAGCAACGUGAUUGGAAAUAUGAUGAUGAAUCAAUUCAAAAUGUUCCAUCAAAUGUACUCGUUCGUUGAGUGCAGCGAAGUGACAUCUUAGCUCAUCCGAAUGUUGUUCUAUUCAUCAGCUAUGGCGAAAUGUUGGGUAACUUCGAAUCAAUUUAUCGCGGAGUGCCCUUGUUGAUGAUUCCAUUUGUUGGUGAUCAAUUUAGAAAUUCAAAACGAGCCGAACGAGCCGAACGAGCCGAACGAGCCGAACGAGCCGAACGAGCCGGAUAUGCAAAGCAGUUACAUUUCAACGAACUCAACACCGAUUCACUGAAUUUGCGAUUAUUUGUGGUGCUUUCAAUGUUCAUAACCUUCGGAAAUGGAUACAAAGUCCUUGUUCUUUCGCCAAUGAAUGGAAAAAGUCACUUUUUGUACAUGCAAACAUUUGUGAAAGCACUUCUUGAUAGAGGUCAUGAGGUCGCAUUUCUUACCAGCAAUUCAAUAGAAAACUUAAAAUCAUCAAAUUACACCGAAUACCUAAUCAAUCCACCGUUGGAUCUUACAGGUGCACUUCCACAAAGUAAAAUGUUGGAUGAUUUUGAUGGUUCGGUAUUCGCCAGCAUAUCCAUGUUGUCAUUCUUUCCAAAAAUGAUGAACGAAUACAAUCUCCAAAGUGAAGCAGUUCAAAAGUUAAUUCAUAGCACUGACUUACAGUUUGAUGUUAUCGUCAUGGAGGAUUUUUUUGGCGAAAGUUACCUAGCAUUUGCGCAUAAAUUCAAUGCACCAGUGGUGAAAAUUUGUCCAUUUGGAUCAGCUGAUUUUAAUGAUCGGGAAACGGGACUGUUGACCCCUUCAUCUUUUGUGCCACAUUGGAUGCUAACUUAUUCAGAUAAUAUGUCAUUUACUGAACGAUGGUACAAUACAAUGGUUGCUCUCUAUGAUUGGGUUAUUCGCAAUUUUGUAUAUCUUCGGAAUGAGGAAGCGUUUACACGACGAUUCUUUGCUCAUUUAGAGCCGUUGCCAUCGAUGGACGAGCUAAUCCAAAAAGUUGCCGUGAUUUUAGUUAACACACAUCGGGCUAUUUCACCUCCCCGACCAACGAUGCCAGGCGUGAUAAACAUUGGCGGAGCUCAUCUCAAACCGCCCAAACCACUUCCAAAAGAUAUCCAAAAAUUCUUAGACGAAUCAAAAGACGGAGUCAUCUAUUUCAGUUUGGGAACAGUGGUGAAGAGUUCUCUACUGCCUAAAGAGAAAAUUCAAGUCUUUUUAGAUUCAUUCAAACAUCUGAAGCAACGUGUAAUUUGGAAGUAUGAGGAUUCGUUAACCAAUGUUCCAUCAAACGUGAUGAUUCUUAAAUGGGCCCCACAGAACGACAUACUAGCACACAAAAAUGUCAUACUCUUCAUUUCACACGGUGGUGGAUUCGGAACAACUGAAUCACUUUGGAAUGGAGUACCAAUGCUGAUUAUACCAUUUUUCGGUGACCAACAUCGUAACGCCCAUCGAGUCCAGAACGCCGGCUACGGAAAGUAUUUGAAUUUCAAAAAAAUCACCAAAGAAUCGCUGUCAAAGACACUCGAUGAGCUGGUUUCGAAUGAAUCCUACUUAAACAAAGCCAAAGAGAUCUCCGCCGUUUUCAGAGAUAAUCCAGUGCACCCAAUGGAAGAAGCCAUGUUCUGGAUCGAGCACGUCGCCAAAUUCAAGGGUGCAAAGCACUUUCAAUCACACGCUGUUCACAUGUCGCUGUUCUCGUAUCUACUACUUGACGUUCUAGCCGUGAACGUGCUUGGAGU
This is a messenger RNA of Sitodiplosis mosellana (orange wheat blossom midge), 2854 nucleotides long. RefSeq names its product UDP-glycosyltransferase UGT5-like. NCBI's taxonomy places the organism in Eukaryota, Metazoa, Arthropoda, Insecta, Diptera, Cecidomyiidae. Gene Ontology annotation, molecular function: UDP-glycosyltransferase activity. The record is from RefSeq and is a predicted model, not a curated record.